UUUUGUAGAUCUGGACCUGGUCACCAUGAGCUGUGUGGCAGAGAGCAACCCCAGCAGCUAGGAGCUCCGCCCCCACUCAUUUCCCCCAAACCCCAGCAUAAGGAGCACCAUUCCAGCCCAGCCGUCCUGUGGAACCCAGUGACCCUGAUGGAUAACCACACCGAGUCCCGUAAGAGCCACGAUCACCACAUGCUGAACAACUAUGCUGGCCACUACGACACACACCGGCAAGUGGGCCCGCCAAUCAAGAUGGAGAAGAUCCACAGCCACGAGGAGAGCGCCAAGAGGCGUGACGGUCCUGAGAAGUAUCAGCCAUCGCGGGGCCCAGGCUCCCUGGAGCACGCCUCGCACUCUCACUCUUACGGCCCUCCGUUUGCAGAGCUGGAGAAAUCUGCCCAGUCCAUUCUUAACCAGCAGCGGAUGUCCAUGCCCUAUCUUGGGCCGUGCAGCGACAUGAGCUUAUUGCACAAGUCAACGUCCUCCUAUAGACAGCCCCUGAGCCUCCCACGAGCCCCAGGGCCUAUGUAUGUCUAUGAUGAACUCCUGCAGCGCCACCGAAGGCUGAUAAGCAAGCUGGACCUCGAAGAGAAGAAGCGGAAAGAGGCUAAAGAGAAAGGUUAUUACUAUGACUUUGAUGACUCGUAUGAUGAAAGUGAUGAAGAGGAAGUUCGAGCACAUCUCCGGCGAGUCGCUGAACAGCCACCUCUGAAACUUGACGAUUCAUCUGAG
Rhincodon typus (whale shark) is the source of this 729-nucleotide messenger RNA. Its product is annotated as genetic suppressor element 1-like. The transcript is spliced from 2 exons. The annotation marks the transcript as partial. Lineage: Eukaryota; Metazoa; Chordata; Chondrichthyes; Orectolobiformes; Rhincodontidae. The record is from RefSeq and is a predicted model, not a curated record.